AUGCAAACCCGCACUCUCCUCGGCGUAGGUGGCAUCCUCGGUGUCGCCGCCCUUGCCAUCACUCAACUGUCCAUCCAGUCUCAAGACCGCCAGUACAAGAAGACUCUCCAAUACAUGCACGAUGCGCGAGAGAAGGUCCAGGAACGCAUGAACUCAAUGAGCAACACCAAAAAAUAG
This is a messenger RNA of Rhinocladiella mackenziei CBS 650.93, 177 nucleotides long. RefSeq lists its product as uncharacterized. The record is from RefSeq and is a predicted model, not a curated record. Bases 1 to 177 code for a protein of 58 amino acids. Lineage: Eukaryota; Fungi; Ascomycota; Eurotiomycetes; Chaetothyriales; Herpotrichiellaceae. The transcript has a single exon.